AUGGGGUUUGUACCAAAACUUGAAGCUCGGUGCAAGUGCGGUUUUACUUCUUUGACAACUUCACUUAACUUGAAGUAAUUUCUACCUCUGCUCUGAAAAGAACUGCUUAGUGUUCUUCCUUUUAAAGGCAUAUUAGUAGUCUCCAAAUUGUGGCUAUCCACUCGAGGAAGAUUUCACAUUGGGUUGUUCUCAAAUGAUAGCGCCAGCUCCAGAUCUUCAACGAAAACAGCGUGGGAAAAUGUUCUGUUUGAGGUCACUUACAGCUUGAGCACAGCAAGGAACAGGUAAUGGAACAUGCUAAGAGUGGAGAGAGCGAUGCAUCAAGUGGUGAAGAGCCAAAUGCUAAAAGGCGUAGAAGGGACCCACAUACGCAUGCUAAGAGCGUCAUGGUUUUGUUGGAUAGUGAUGUCUAUGUCAGUAAGAACGAUCAAAAUGUAGUGUUGAUGCCAAACACCAUUGAAAUGGCUCAGCUCAAAAAGCCAGGGAAAGGACGGUUUGGUAAAAUGACCUUCACAUCAGACAUGACAGAAACGGAUGUCCUUCGUGCACUUUGUUCAAAAUUCCCUAUUUUAAGAACUAAAAGAAGACUUGGUUGUGCUUCAGCUGCUGAUAAUCGGACAAGACUGGAUUUUCAUGGUGGUAAACGAAUAUGGAAUGGAGCGCUCAUUAACAAACACACCAGGGGCAAUUCAGCUCUGUAUUUGUUUGCUGAGGAAAAUCGUGAAUCUGAAGAGUCACAAGGAUUACCAGUAGCUACAGUUUUAGCAGCAACCCAAAGACUUAAACAGAUAUCUUCAACUGCUGAUCAAAGGCAUUUAACUGGAAAGGGAGGUGCCUUGCAUUCUUCUGUCUCAAGUGCCAACUAUAGAAGGGAACCUGAAUUGUUUUGGAGAGGGAAGGAAGAUUCAAGAACGCAGGCAGAUUACACCAAAGGAGGCAUUUUGCAGCAAGGUCCGUCAAUGGUACAGAAAAGGCAGAAUGAUCCUGUUUUCCAGACAAUUGCUGACCCAGUUGUACAAGCAUCACUGAAGCCAGUUUCCAUGACAUGUAGUCAACAGGGGAAGUUAAUUGCUCAAACUACAGAGCAAGGAAGUUCUUUGCAGCAGGCUCCUCCAGCAGCAGCACACAAAAAUGUUCCUGCCAAGGAUUUUUUCCCACAAACAGCAUCUACAAAGAAGCCAUCAGUCAGUGAAAGAAAGAGAGAAAGUCACCCUCAUUGGCACCAAGAAUUUCCACUGCUUUUGGGUUUGUCUGAAGGGGAGACUACAGACACUGGAUUUGAUUCUAUGUUGGAAAAUGAGUCAAAUGUCCAGUCAAGAGAUAUUGUUCAUCGAAUAAGUCCCUGUAAAGGAUCCACAAAGGGUGGAGACGAGUUCUAUAUACUUUUGCGGGACAUUGUUCCUUUGGAAAUUGAUUCAUAUGUGGCUUGUUUUGAAAAUUGUGGAACAGUGGACUUAGAGCAAAGUGUGAACCCUUUUACCUUGAGUGGUAUUACUCCAAAAUCCCUGCAGGGUCCUGGUCCAGUAAACGUCACACUGAAGUCUUUAGAUGGAUCAUGGUGGGGUGGUGAAACUGUAUUUGAAUAUAUUGAUGACCUAUUCACAGAGGAAGAAUAUCUAAAUAAGGUAGUGACAGACGAGGACGUGCGGCGUAACCUGUUUGAUAGGAUGAAUAAAGAACUGAGUAGUAACAAACUAAGUGAUGGACAGACAUCAGAUUCUUCUGGUAAAACAGGGCCAGGAUCAUCAAGCUUAAAUCAGAGUGAACAUGCUUGGUCAGUUAAACUGUUACAGUCGCUGGUGUGCAAAGCUGCAGAAAUAGAUGGUUGGGAAUUUAUUCAAAUGAUCUUCAGCACGUCAGCUGGAAAAGUUGUCUUUAACAGUUACAGGAAUAGUGCUACAUUACCAGAAGAUGUUGCAAGAGCUAAUGGGCAUUUAGCCUUGGCUAAUUACCUACAGGAUGUAAAUAGCAGGUAAUAUUUCCAUCACUGCAGGUUUUAUGGACCUGAAGAGUAAUACUAGGCUGUCAUCUCUUAAUUAAAUGUUGUUGUUACCUGAGUUGUUUUAUCUCUUAGUUACUAUGCGUGUUGUGAUUGGUCAAUUUAGCAGGCCGUUUUCUACUGCACCACCCACUAAAAUUUACAGCUGUUUUUGUUACUAAAAUGUUUGAUGAUUUAUUGCCUUCUGUUCUUAACUUGUAUAGACUUUUAUAAACUUUAUUUUACUUUAAAUUGUGUUUUAAAAUGUGCCAACGAAUUAGCAACAAUUUUAGAUUGGCUUGUUUUGCUUUCGUUGUGCUACAGGAAUUUGAAGCCAUUCCAUGUGAAUAGAAAUCAUUUCUGAACCCAUCAGACACACAGUAGAGAUAAAAUAAAUAUCUUCCAACCUUGUCUUCUCCGUCCAUACUGU
This is a messenger RNA of Orbicella faveolata, 2408 nucleotides long. RefSeq lists its product as uncharacterized. The record is from RefSeq and is a predicted model, not a curated record. NCBI's taxonomy places the organism in Eukaryota, Metazoa, Cnidaria, Anthozoa, Scleractinia, Merulinidae.